CCUCCCUUCUCUUCUCUUCCUUCUCACAACAACUCUUUCUCAACCAAUUUCUUGAGAGAGAAACUCCAAAACCAUAUUUAGAGAGAGAAAGAGGAAAUCUGCAGUCCUUAGCAAACUGUAGUCUGUAGUAACAGUACACAAAAAGCAUAAAUCAGUAAAUCACCCUUUAUUUCUUCUUCUCCAAACAAUUUAGGGGAAGUUUUUAGGUCUAAAUCUUUUUUUUUUCUAAGAUAAGAUGCAUUGUUUUUUGCUAUUUUUACUAGUUGAGUUGCUACUGUUACUGGGUUCUUUUACUUUUUCUGGGAAUUCAUUGUCUUUAUUGGAAGAGAGACAAGUUUUGCUUGAGUUUAAAUCUUCUGUUUCUGAUCCGUCUGGAAUCCUUUCGUCCUGGGUUGAAACCGUUGAUUCUAGUCUUGUUCACCACUGUUCUUGGUUUGGUGUUAGUUGUGAUUCCCAAUUUAGGGUUUCAUCGAUUCAAAUCGUUGGCGGCGGUGAAGUUUCAGGUAAUUUUAAUUAUGAUUUGGGGAAAGUUUCUUGUUUUAAUGUUACUCGAUACCCUUUUUAUGGAUUAGGGAUCAGGAGGUUUUGUGAUGCUAGAAUUGGGAAAUUAAGUGGGGGUUUAUCACCUGUGAUUGUGAAUUUAAAUAAACUUAGGGUUUUGUCACUUCCGUUUCAUCACUUUAGUGGUGAAAUUCCUGGCGAGAUUUGGGGGUUAGAGAGUUUGGAAGUGCUUGAUCUUGAAGGGAAUUUGAUUUCUGGGAAGAUUCCCACUUCAGUUUCGGGUAAGGGUCUGAGUAGAUUAAGGGUUUUGAAUUUGGGGUUAAAUAGAAUUAGUGGGCAGAUACCUAAUUCCUUUUCAGGAUUGGUAAGUUUGGAAUUGUUGAAUUUGGCUGCAAAUGAGAUCGAGGGUUUGCUUCCGGUAUUUCUUGAUGAUUUUCCGAGGUUGUGGGGGAUUUAUUUGUCGUUGAAUCGAUUUGUAGGGAUAAUCCCCGAUUUGUGGGGGAGUAAUUGUGGAAAUCUAAAGUAUGUUGAUCUGUCCGGAAAUGCAUUGAAUGGUAAGAUACCAGUUGGCUUGGGGAAUUGCAAGGAGUUACGAGUAUUGUUGCUGUCGUCAAAUGUGUUGAAAGGCGGUAUUCCACGUGAGCUUGGCCUGCUUAGGAAGCUUACCGUUUUGGAUGUUUCGAGGAAUAGCCUUAAUGGUAACAUUCCAACUACGCUUGGGAGUUGUCGUGACUUGUCGGUUCUUGUUUUGUCGAAUCUAGAUGAUCCGCUUUCGGUAAAUAGUGAGUCAAAUGGUGCAAUUACUCAUAGUGAAGGCAAUCGAUUUCAAGGAUCGAUUCCCUUUGAGAUAACCACAUUGCCAAAAUUGAGUGUUCUUUGGGCACCGAAGGCAGGUCUCCAGGGUGAGACUAAUUGGGGUAGUUGUGAUCACUUGGAAAUCGUAAAUUUGUCGCAGAAUUCGCUCACGGGGAUAACAGAUGUAGCAUUUGAUAGCUGCAAAAGCCUCAUUUAUGUCGAUGUUAGCUCAAACGGGUUUUCUAGGAAGCUCAUUGAGAAUCCUAAUUUGGCCGAGUUUACAUCUAGGACCUGCCAGUCUUUGUUGUCGUGGAUUUCCCAUCGUCGCCAUCAUAACAAUGGAGUCGCUGCGUACCUUUCGUACUUCAUCAGUAAAUCUUGCUCGGGAAUCUCUUCUCGUCUUUCCAUGGAAAAAUUUCAAGUAAGGAGACCUAAAAGUAGAAGGUUACUCUCAGAACUCAACAAAUCCUUUGAUGAAACCGUGUCAUCUUCAAGUGCACAGACCAAUAAUGAGGAAUUGCAGCCUUCGGAUGGGAAUAGUAACAAGAACAACUUCAACUCCAUAGAGAUCGCGUCCAUUGUGUCUGCAUCAGUUAUCGUCCUUGUUUUGUUGGCACUCGUCGUCCUCUUCAUUUAUACAAGGAAAUGUGCUCCCCGAGAUGGCUCUAGGAUUCAAGUGUACGAAAGACGGGAAAUCAAGGUCUUCACCAACAUUGGGGUGCCAUUGACGUACCAGAAUAUUGUUAAGGCCACCGACUGCUUCAGUGCAGGUAACUGCAUCGGAUGUGGUGGGUUCGGUGCAACCUAUAAGGCCGAGAUAUCUACAGGCGUGAUCGUGGCUGUAAAGCGGCUUUCUGUCGGAAGGUUCCAUUGCAUUCAACAGUUUGAUGCUGAGGUUAGAACCCUUGGAAGGAUCCGGCACCCUAAUCUGGUUACCCUCAUAGGUUAUCAUGCCAGUGAAACCGAGAUGUUUCUCAUUUAUAACUACCUUCCCGGUGGUAAUUUGGAAAAGUUCAUUCAAGAACGAUCCACCAAGUCCAUUAAAUGGAAAGCCCUUCACAAGAUCGCAUUAGAUGUCGCCCACGCAAUCGCGUACUUACACGACGAAUGCAAUCCAAGGGUUAUACAUCGAGAUGUAAAACCAAGCAAUAUCUUGUUAGACAAUGACUACAAUGCCUACUUGUCUGAUUUCGGCUUAUCAAGGUUGUUGGAAAAUUCCGAAACCCAUGCCACUACCGGUGUUGCAGGAACUUUCGGGUAUUUAGCACCCGAAUAUGCCAUGACUUGUCGUGUGUCUGAGAAAGCUGAUGUAUACAGCUACGGUGUUGUAUUGCUAGAGUUAAUCUCCGACAAAAAAGCAUUAGAUCCGUCGUUUUCCUCCCAUGGAAACGGAUUCAACAUCGUCUCUUGGGCCCACUUGCUCUUACGACAAGGUCGAGCUAAAGAAGUGUUCACAACCGAAAUCUGGGAGAGUGGUCCACAUGACGAUCUGGUGGAGGUGCUACAUUUGGCCGUAAAAUGCACCGUUGACACGCUCUCAAUAAGGCCGACUAUGAAGCAAGUCGUACAAUUGUUAAAGCAGCUUCGGCCGCUUGGCUAGUUUAUGUUGAAGUUAAUAGUUUUCAUGUUCGUUUUUCAACCAGUUUUGCAUCAGCCAGUGUAUCUUGUAUGCCAUUUUAAGAAGGGAAAAAACCUGCUGUGAAUGUAUUUUUAGAAUGUAGAUAUUAGUCUUUUCCCAGGUAUAAUCUAUUAGGGAUCAAUUUCAGAUUUAUGUAAGUUUUUUUUUUUUUUUUUUUUUUUUUUUUUUAACUUUGUUCUUGCAGCAUUUGAAAUGUAUAUAUCAUGAGAUCAAUUAAAAUAUUUGUAA
Messenger RNA from Amaranthus tricolor (Joseph's coat), 3163 nucleotides. RefSeq names its product LRR receptor-like serine/threonine-protein kinase RPK2. The record is from RefSeq and is a predicted model, not a curated record. Gene Ontology annotation, molecular function: ATP binding; protein binding; protein kinase activity. The transcript has a single exon. Bases 236 to 2896 code for a protein of 886 amino acids. NCBI's taxonomy places the organism in Eukaryota, Viridiplantae, Streptophyta, Magnoliopsida, Caryophyllales, Amaranthaceae. Gene Ontology annotation, biological process: protein phosphorylation.